GAGACAGCCUGUAGCGGUGCAGGAGGGAGGACUAUCCCGUGCCAGGACUUGUGGAGGCGGCUGCAGCAGCAGUGAUUCCACGGACCGGAGGAAGUGAUUUGGAACUGAGUGCAGGUAAAAGUAGACGGAGAAAGAAAAGCAUUUCAUCCCACAAAGAGGAGUUCAGUUUUAUUCCAGCAAGGAUAAAAGUCGAGCGGCUCCAAAGCGGGACAAAGUGACUGAGGGCGCAUUCCAGCAGAGGAAAAUGAGCCCAGUCUGCUGGGAGCCAGUGUGACGGAGGGGCAGAGAAGCAGGACUACACUCCAGUCCCAGAGAUAUCAGUGAAAAGGAGAGGAAGACUCACAUUUUUCAUUGCCAGAUUAUAAAAAGGAAGUUUCCAAAGGUGAAGAUGGAGGAGGGAUACGAACUCGACCUCACAUAUAUCACAGAGCGCAUCAUCGCCGUGUCCUUCCCGCGGGGUUGCUCCGAAGAGAUUUACGCGCACAACCUGAAGGAUGUCACACGAAUGCUCAAGUCCAAGCACGCCGAUAAUUACCUGAUUAUCAACUUAUCAGAGAAAAGACAUGACCUUACCAGAAUGAACCCUAAGACCCUGGACACAGGCUGGCCUGACCUUCAUGCUCCACCUCUAGAUAAGAUCUGCACCAUCUGUAAGGCCAUGGAGAGCUGGCUCAACGCUGACCCUCUGCACGUGGUGGUUAUACACUGCAGGGGCGGCAAGGGUCGAAUCGGCGUAGUCAUCUCAUCGUUCGUACAUUUCACCGACGUCUCAGCCAGUGCUGAUCAGGCGCUGGAUCGCUUCGCCAUGAGGAAAUACUACGAUGAUAAGGUCUCAGCUCUGAUGACACCCUCGCAGAAACGCUACGUUUGGAUCCUGAACAGUCUUCUGAGUGGAUCCAUGAAGAUCAACGCCUCGCCCCUGUUCCUGCACUGUGUCAUCCUUCACGGGAUACCAAACUUCGACGCCACAGGAGUGUGUCGGCCCUACAUUAAAGUUUACCAGGGAAUGCAAGCCGUGUACUCAUCUGGAAUCUAUCAUAUUGGUCCAGGCCACAGAGACCGCGUGUGCAUCACCCUGGAGCCGGCCCAGCUUCUCAAAGGGGACAUCAUGAUUAAAUGUUAUCACAAAAGCGAUCUGACGUCUGAGCGCGAAGUUAUUUUCCGGCUGCAGUUCCACACGGGAGCAGUGCAGGGCUACAACCUCAUGUUUGAGAAAGAGGACAUGGAGGCUGCCUGCAAAGAUCGCAGAUUUCCAGACUACGGUAAAGUGGAGCUGGUGUUCUCCGAGGGACCGGAGAGAAUACCAGGUGCUGACAGGUGGCAGAAUGGUGCAGACGUCACAGUGGACUACAACAUCACCGACGCUCUAACACGCUGGGACUCCUACCAGAACAUCUGUGAUAGUGAAGCACCUCGUUUUCAAGCCCUAGCCCAGGACAAAGCAGCUAGCAAGAGGAGCCCCGGUGCAGGAGAGUCCACGCUCGGCAGAGGGGCCCGCACCACCUCCACCACCUCCAGCCCCGACCACAGUGACCACGCGCUCUCUGUUAGCAGCGACUCCGGCCUCUCCAGCACUUCCCUGUGGACUGACAGACCGACAACUGGCACCACUGGCACUGUCAGAGCCAACCAGGGUCCCAGCGAGCAGGAAAAGGUGCAGCUGAAGCGACUUCUGAGUGGUUUUGGUCUUGAGCAGCCCUCACUGGAGGAGAUGGAGGAUCAGGGCUCUAGAGUGAGCAUCCAGCAGAUAGUUCCAGCUCAGGUGCACAUCAAUGGAGACAAUCGUCCAGGAGAGCGAGAAACGGACAUUUUGGACGACGAGGUGAUUACGGGUCAUGAUCUACACAGUGUGGACAGUCUGGGAACCUUAUCGUCGUCCUGCCACAAGAGUAGUCAGAACUCCCUGCUUUCGGACGGCUUCGGAAGUCCUGGUGGAGACGAGCAGCAGAGCCAGAGCCAGGGCCAAGGCCAAGGCCAGCACCACCUACACCACCCGGCUCCAUCCAGCAUGGAGGAAUAUGAGCGACUGUAUACAGAGACUGGAAGGGGCUGUCUGAGCUCCAGGAGCAACUCUGUGGCCACCUCCAAUCCCAGCGGCGCUGCUGUGCCCAAACAGCACGUGUACAGACAGGGAAGCUACUCAACACAGUCAUGGGUCCGGCAGCAGCAGAUGGUUGCUGCCCAACAGUUCAUCUACAUGCCAGAAGAAGGAAGCAGUGCUGAAAGGUACAUGGGGAAAACACAGGGGAACAGCUCAGCCAAGGCAGGUCUGACUGCAGAGCAGCAGAGCUGCAGCAGAGACGCGGCAACGCACAAGGAACAGACGACGAUAAACAACAACAACAACAACAAGCAGGAUGACGAGUUCAAGUCUCUAACCAUGGACAUCGACAACUCCAUAGAUCAGCUCAACCAGCUGAUCAUGGACCUGGACCCCACGUUUGUGCCAGUGCCGAGGCGCAGCAACUCCAUAAAGAGGAACGGCAGCGCACGCGUCAACAGCUCAGGGGGCAAAUGCUCAAACGGCAUCGGCAAUAGUAAUGCAGCAACCCUGACAAACACACAGCAGACAGCUGUCCAGUCCAAUGAGGGACGGGAGAGUGUCACGCGAAGUCUGAGCCGCCAAGGAAGUGAUGUCACAGAUCAGACGGGCUUCAGUCGUUCAGGUUGGCAUGGGACAGAGGAUACAAGGAGCCAUGGGAAGUAUUCCCCUCAGAACCGUAUGUUGUACAGAAGUGACAGCGCUGACUACAGAACCCACGGCCCUGACGUGGACAACAGAGCUGAUGCUGAGACUGAGAUACCUCCACCCACUCCUGCCUUCCCCAUCAGUCCACCUACACCCUAUGUGAAGACUAUGUCAGAACUCAUGCAGCUCAGACACACACCCAGCGUGCAGUCAUACGGAGGCUACAGAUCGGACCACGAAUCUCGUGAAUAUUCAGAGAUGAUCGGCCACGGCGGAGGUGAAAGUUUGCCCGAAUCUGCCGUCAACUGCCACAGGACACUAAGUGCCGCACACUCUGCCUCCAUUGGUGGAAGUGUUCAUCAGACAGACAGCUCAUCCAUGAACCAGUUCUGGCCGGAGCAUCCUGUCCUCACCCGCCACUCCUCUCUGAGCGGCUACACCUCAAACAGACAACCACUGCAGCACUCCAUGUCACUGGACUACGGCCACCACUCUCCUCCCCUGCACCACCCCCACCUGCACCCCGCUCCCAAUGCCCACAGCUCUCCUCGUAGCAGCCAGCGGAGCCGCAUGGCUCAGUUUGCUCUCAGUCACGGACAAAGUUUCGAGGAGCAGGAGGACUCCUGUCUGGUCUUCAGCACGGACGGUCCAAACUCUGGAAGCAGAGGCAUGGACAGGGAUCAUUUGACGUCCAUUGAAGGACAAAGUCAGUCCCAGAUGCCCCAAGUGCAGCCGCCACUGCUACCAGAGAAGAAGAGGGCGUCGGAUGGAGAACACUCGCUGGGGACAGCCUCCCCGGCCCUCAGUGGUUUCUCCAGUCCCCACAGUGGGAGCUCCGUCAGUAUUCCCUUCCCUAAUGUCUUACCUGACCUGUCCUCUCAGACACCUGGCACACCCUCGCCUCUCCCAGACGUACUAGUCAACAAACAGCUUACUGUCAAGUUUGUUCAGGACACGUCCAAAUUCUGGUACAAGCCAGACAUCUCCAGAGAUCAAGCAAUUUCAGUCUUAAAAGACAAAGAACCGGGAAGCUUCAUCGUCAGGGACAGCCACUCCUUCAGAGGAGCCUACGGACUGGCAAUGAAAGUGGCCACCCCCCCACCAUCUGUUCUACAGCAGAGCAAGAAAGGGGGAGACUUGUCCAAUGAGUUAGUGCGCCACUUCCUCAUCGAGUGUACACAGAAAGGAGUUCGGUUAAAGGGCUGCCCCAAUGAGCCCUACUUUGGAAGUUUGACUGCACUGGUUUGUCAACACUCCAUCACUCCCCUGGCCCUGCCCUGUAAACUCAUCAUUCCUGACAGAGAUCCUCUUGAAGAUGUCGUGGAGAAUAACUCACAAACGAUCACAAACUCUGCUGUUGAGCUGCUCAAACAGGGUGCAGCGUGUAAUGUUUGGUACCUGGGCUCAGUGGAGAUGGAGUCUCUGACCGGCAUCCAGGCGGUGCAGAAAGCCACCACCAUGACCCUGAACACAAACCCUCCACCGACCUCUACUGUGGUCCAUUUCAAAGUUUCAUCCCAGGGAAUCACCCUCACUGACAACCAGAGGAAGCUCUUCUUCAGGAGGCACUACAACGUCAACACAGUCAUAUUCUGUGCGUUAGACCCCAAAGACAGAAAGUGGAAUAAAGAUGGCUGUCCUUCAGCAAAGAUCUUUGGCUUCGUGGCCCGGAAAAGCGGCACAUCCAUGGACAAUAUUUGUCACCUAUUUGCCGAGCACGACCCUGAGCAGCCUGCGAGCGCCAUCGUCAACUUUGUCUCUAAAGUGAUGAUUGGCUCUCAGAAGACUAAGUAGAAGACUGAGGACGGCAUGGACAUGGGACCAACGUCAGAACUACACACGGACUGUAUGGAAGACCCUGGAUUUCAACUGGACGUUUUACCACAUUGUGACCUUUGACCAUCGACUGAUUAAUAUGCUGCAUUUUUAAUAGAUAAAACUUUAAACCAUUACUUUAUUUUAAUUUUAUUUCCGGUGAAAUUAACUGUAAAUUACCCAAUUAAUUAAGAAAAGGUAGAAAUCAUAAGAAAUGUGACAUUUUUUUUCUUUCUCCUACUGAUGUCUUAAAAAGUGAGAUAUAAUAUUCCCUUACAUCCUAUUUAUGUACAUUUUCUUUGUCUCAUAUUGCAUAUAUUUUUAUGGACAAAUCAAGAAACGCUGUAUCGGCAUGUAAGUGUUUUUUUUAAAAGUAUUUAACCAAAAUAAACUUCAUUUAAGCUAUUUUCGUGUGUAAAGUUUUACCCGGUGCACAGUUACGUCAGUGCUGCAUUUGAGGAGCACGAGGCGAGGGAUUAGAGAAAAAAAAGUGUGUGUAAUAUAAACUUGGGGACAGGUGACAUCAUAUACAGGACUAUGUUGUGUAUCUAUGCAAUGUAAAUCUUUUUUAGAAACUCUUAAGAAGUUGUUCAGUCAUUUUCCUCCUCAGAUGUCCGUAGCUAUGACCACAAAAGCUGAAGUGUCUGCCUGUUCAUGUGUGCAAAAAUGAGAUUAAUAUUUUUAUGUUAAUAUAUACAUAUAUAUAUAUAUUGACUGUAAAAGAGGUUGACUAAAAACACAUUGGUACUGCGUGUAAAGGAUGAAGUGUCUCAGUGUCGGAUAGACGUAAAUAUACACACAAGUCUGUUACAUUGAAACACAUGAGUGUUUUAACUGGAGGUGGAGCAGUGAGAAUUGCAUGAGUUAAAUAUUUGUCACAUUCAUCUAUUUGGUAUGUAAAAAGUACUUGCUUUGGGAGAAAUAUAUUAUUAAUUUAAAACAAAAAAAGUUGUUCCUUCUCGCUUCACCGUUGAAGCUCUGUUUAUAUUCACACAGUUUGUGUACGGGUCUCAGAUGUUGUAAUCAUUUAUGUGACCCGUUAUUUGUACCUCAUAUGUGUCUCAUAACAUACUGUGCCACUGUUUAUAACAUACCUGUAUCUUGUGAACCAUUGUAUUUGUAUAUCGUACUGCGACGUGUUCUGUAAAUAAAUGACAGCAAACAUUUAUAAUCCUAA
Cynoglossus semilaevis (tongue sole) is the source of this 5681-nucleotide messenger RNA. RefSeq names its product tensin-3. Gene Ontology annotation, cellular component: focal adhesion. Gene Ontology annotation, molecular function: protein binding. The coding region runs from base 389 to 4483 and encodes 1364 amino acids. The transcript has 27 exons. The record is from RefSeq and is a predicted model, not a curated record. Gene Ontology annotation, biological process: dephosphorylation. NCBI's taxonomy places the organism in Eukaryota, Metazoa, Chordata, Actinopteri, Pleuronectiformes, Cynoglossidae.